GUUUUGUUUGACCGUCAGAAAAUCGCCGCCUCUUCUAACAUGGAGUCUUCUUUGUGUCGGCACUGCUUCACUGGUUGUAGUUUGAAGCGUGUCCACUUGCUUUGGGUCUCUCUUGUGCUGUGCUUCGGGAAAGGUUCUGUUAUUUUCGACCACAGACGAAAAGCAAGAGAGGACGGCGCGCGCUCUCGAUCUCGCUCCUCGGGCUCAGUGGUCGAUGUCGCACCUCUGUCCUCGUCGCACAGCAGCUCGCGACCGCGGCAGUUCUUUGAUGAUAUCAGCAGCUUGCACCAGCACAUAAGAUGUAGUUUGCCUCAACACGACGCGGAUAUUUCAGAACUUCCCUCGGCAACUAGUUUUUCGGUUUUCGAAGAGCUGCCAGCUAGAGUUUCCAGUGGUGCAACAGCUUCGAGUGGUGCGUCUUGUCCUUCUUUCGAUAUUUUUUCCUUCCCUUUGGGUAGUUGUACCAGAGGCGCCAGGGAGACAACUGAGAUGGCGGCACCUCCGUCCCGUGUAGCAGCGCAACAUAGGAGCGGUGGCGACGCGGCUUCAAUUGCGUUGCCGUUUUGUUGUGGCCAUUUUGACACCACGGGAACAUCUGCAGGAUCGGGCUCUUGCUCUUCUCUCAGCCCUUCGCAAAAAGCAGCUAAACUAACUGCGACGCUGUGCAACGUCAACAAAUGUACGGUUAAUGUGACCCCUGACGCGGUGAGUAGACCGUUCUCAGCAAUGAAAGGGUCUCUUGCUAAGGCGACGAGGACGGCUGAAGGCGCGAAUAUUGAGAUAGAAGCAACAGAGCUUUAUCAGUUAGCAGCGCAGCUUCGGAGAGAUGCAUACAAAGAAUUCUUCAUCUUACCAAGACUAUUUGCUGUUAAAGAGGUCUUGUUGCCUUUCCUCGCACAACAGAAUGGAAUCAAGUUAUGAAAAUGGAAAGGAAGCAGAAGUGCGAAAAAUGAUUUCAGAAUCGCUGGGUAUUGUCGUGGAGUCUCAAUUUCCAAUGACCGCUUUAAAACACGCAAAGCUGGAAUAAACCAGUAAAUACAGGAGACAGGUUUCGCCAUCGGUAUGAUAAAUCGGUAGUCGCUUAGAUUAGGCAGUUACCUACGAGGAACUCUCCUGUGUAUUUCUAAGAAAGGACACGUGUUUGCCAACGGACAAUGCGAGUACAAAGAAAGAACGCGAAGAGGCGUUGGUCCCCACGCGAUCAAACGUCUUCGCAGAGCUUCUGGCAAUGGGUCCUGAUGUUGACUGCAACGGAGCGGAGAAGCUGUACAAGACGGUGGGGAAUACGCUUCCCGCGCUCAUGUUUCGGGUCGGCGCAUCACCGUGGCCUGAGCCCCAUGAGGAGGGGACCACAACGCGAAGCUCAUGGUCAGAGGUCAUGCCAUCGCGUCGCAUGGAUGGCGGGGAUAGACCCGAUGGGCAGAGAGAAGGAAGUCCAAAGGGUAAUGCAGCAAACUCGGACCGAAGAGCGGUGACGAGCGCGAUGCCAAGCAGCGGCGCCAAGAUACAACCUGCGCAGGACUCACCUCCGUGGGUACUGCUAUCGGGUAUCAACCGGCUGUUGUUACGGCUCUUACUAUACCGCAUUUCGUUUCCACGGAUGAUUCCCUCUGUAGUUUCCUUUCUAGCGGGUUCAGGUUUAGGAGCAAGCGUUAAGUAGCAUGGAGGAACAGGAAUUCGAUCCAAGAUCAACAAGAAGUACUGCGAUUGAGUGCCGCUAAUUCCACAUAUAAUGAUGGAGAAACAGCGUCUUUUAGGCAAGUUGGAGAAGCAGCAGUACCAAGAUCUCGCGCGCCGUAGUCGUGGACGCCUGAUGAAGGAACGCCGGUGUAAGGUGAUCGCUUCUCAUAGUUCCGGAAAAGCAAGUUCGCUAUCUCUUUCCGAUUCAGACUCGACUUCGCAAGCGACUCUGCCAUCUUCGUGGAUGGGAGAUUUCAUAUACGACUACGUCAACAGAAGUAAUCCGGUUGGGGAUUCUCCAGUUCGCUCGAGGGAACGUUCUGAUUCCUCUAGGGUCACUUCGAGUGCGUCCUCGACGCUUGACGAGGACACAGUCAACAAUGGGCCAGCUGAGCCUGAGCAAUGGCCAAUGGACUUUUCUCUAGAGAGAGGUACAACUACUCAAAGUCUUGACUCAUCGAGUCCCGCAGAAACGCCGAGCAGUGGGUUCAGGAGGCGUGCUUCAAGAACAGAGGAAAUACGAACAGGGGAGGACUUGUUUUUUCCUAGCGCACAGGAUGUUGAUGCUGACAGCACAGCAACUGUAUCUGCUCCAACAAUGAACGAAGAGCAGAUGGUUGCCAUGCGACGAGAACAGCGGUCCCGUGCGCCCACCCCAAGAAGGCAGCAAGAGAGUUCGUCCCAACGAAGUAGUUCAGGACGUGGUCGAAGACGCUCGUCACACACAAGCAGAACAGCUUCAGCAAGUCCUCUGCGGACGUCGCGCAGGCGGCGAAGAGGAGGACGCAGCGGACGCAGCACAACUUCUAGGACUGACGUCGAUCCUCGUAUGGAGCAAGAGGCUAGAACUAGUGGGAGGCACAGGAACGAGAACUUCUCGCCGAGCAGCUCGAACGUCUGGUAUUGUGCAGGCGGCUGCGCAGGAGGUCGCUCCUCUAACGCGGCGUCGGCAUACAGAACUCCGAAUGCCGAUUGUGGCGUCUAUGCUGCGCGAGCUCAGGGUCUGCGAAAUAUUCGAGACUUUCUGCGCGGUGGCCGAGCAUCGCGCAAGCACCGCAUCGGAGCUGGAACGACGAAGACAGAAGGAGACCGAGACGGUGCCUUCAUAUUGGAGGAAGAGGACGACUUUGUUCACCGAACUACAUGCAGUGACGCUGGUCAACAACUUGUUUCCGGGAACGCGGGAGGGUCGUUCCACCACAAUCUGCCUCAAGGUGCCAACAGCACGUCCUCCACUACGUCGAAGUCGUCCAAAUACAUCAAAGUGCUUUUUCUCCGAGGAUUCCGGGUGCACUGGCGAGGAGUCUAUCGUAGUUCUUCUUUGGAAGAAGGUGAAAUGAUGGAGCGCGAAUACACGUUGCCUGACAGAGACACAGGUAGGGAAUCCGAUUUCACACUUCUGCUCGCACUUCCCGCACUCGGCGCUGAGGAGGUGGAAAAACUACACGAGCAGGAAGCGUGCGGUACUGCUUUCGGAACAUCGAUAGGGGCUGAUCCUUGCUGGGACAGGCGGCCUUUUCUCGAUACGGCUACUCCACGAGCUGGGCGCUGCAACGUGACUACGCUACCGGAUAAACCGGGCGUCUCAGAUAAUGCAGGCGAUCCUGUUGUUGAUAGGAGGAACGACCAAAGUGAGAAUGUUCAAAUUGCUGCUUCUCCUUCCACCUCAUCACCUAUUCUGUCGCGGAUCACUCGGCAUCACCAGCUUUUGCAGAGAGAUGUGGAGAUGCAGGGCCAGCUUCGGGCAACUCCCCUCCAACAUAGUUAAGGGAAUCGCGAGCCAUCCAUUUUUGACUACAUCGCUUAGUUGUUUACGUUUUUGAACAUCUGUCUAUCAUGCAUACGUUGUCGUGUCGUCUCCUUGUGGAAAAAACUUUGUAGCUCCAAUACCUGAAAGUUGUUCUAACGAUGAAAGACCAUUAAUAAUUUUUUGUGCUAGGAGGUCGAGGUCCUCUAAGAUUACAAUGGAGGUGCCACUUCUAGAUCGCGCAGUCGCUCUGGUUCACAUUCGUCAAACGAUUCUACGUCCCGAGCUAGUUCGCCACCGCCUGUGCCAUUGUUUGCGCCACGGAAUCUCUGGGGGUCGCCGAAUACUAGUAUGGCGGAGACCUCGUUACCUACGAGCCCCACUUCGAGUCUGCACCACUUUGAUCCAGCUGAGUCCUCUUCCGGUGAUGGACUGUCAUCAUCGGCGUCGGCCUCGUCGCUACCGGGAACACACAUCUGCGUGGCCUCUACCACAAGGAAUCGGGACCGGCUGGGUUCGUCGUUCUCGUCGUUGCUAGGAACGGGCGUGGCUGCAACAAGCGAUCGACUUGCUUCCUCGUCCUCGUCGUUGCCAGGAGGAGAGUUCGACUUGCGGGAUCAUCAGCAGCAAGGUUUGCACGACAUCGAGAGCGACGACAUUAGUGUCGUGGAAGAAAGCAAUCGAAGAUUCCAUCACGAUGUUACCUCGUCAGGGAUCCCUUCAAGCAGCUCCGCUGCUGGGGCGUCUUCACAGUCCGCCACAACCCCGUUGUCCUCGAGUGGCCAUUCCAUAUCAACGGUUUCCUCUUCGCGACAGUGGCUAGAGGCACACCUACUUAUUGCUACGAGAGAAAGGCUCUUAGCGGCGGACUCUGGUGAUGAAGUUACGAUCGACGAAGCCGGCAGCGCAGUCACGGGGAGAACACCAACCUCGGACUUCGAGGACAGUAUGGCCCAGACACUUGCAGCAGUGCGUAUGAGCACUUCUAGUGGAGGUCGCAAGCGACGAGCCACUGAGGGCGACUUUAGCGACGUAGACAGCCGAGGAUGCAUGGUAACUACGCGAUCAGAAGUCUAUUAUGAUGAUGCAGGAAGAGGCAGCACGACUUUUGAUAGACUACAGGACUCAUCGUCACAGAGCUUCCACAUAGGUGAAUCUCCGACACGAAGCUGCGACACGACCUCCGACAUGGAAAUAGAUGCUGACCGGUGUAAUCCGAACCGACUCGCAUCAUCAUCAAUAAAUGCUGAUCACGUAAUAUCUGUCGAAGCCGGAGCACGCGCGUCCGUAUCUUCGACAACUGGACGUAGCGCCUCGCUUCCUCGCCAGAUCACAGCAGGUAGCUCGUCUAGUUCAAGUGGUGUUGUAUCCCAGGGACAAGAAAAUAUUGUGAGCAUGAGCAGAGAUAUUAUCUCUUCUAUGUCUAUUGCUUCCGACCAUGUAGUUGGAGUGGAGCCUAGUCGUGGUGGUCGAAAUCGGUACACAGAUACAGCGCUAUCCGAACCGAAAAGGGCACGGACAUCCUACUCAGGCGGAGACGGAAAUUCUUUCGUAAAAUCUGGAGCAUCUGCUGCAGAGCGUGGUCCACCGCUGCUUAGCGCCAUGAUAUUCUACGACGAGCACCUCGUCGACGGUUACCGCGCCCGCAUCACCGAUCAUACGCACUUACGUGACUCGCUCACGCUGACAGUGUCCGCCAGUGAAGUGGUGGGCGAGGGAGUUCGGGGACAGAGAUUCCAUUACGCGUCGGACGAAGGUAAAGAUCCCACUCGUAGCAGUACAAGUACUGCAGAGCUUGAGGGAGCACAAGCAGGAAGACCACAGCGAGAGUUUUUUGUGCCGUUUAUGGCCUUGCAUUUCCAGGUAGAGUAUGACUUUGCAAAGCAGACUGUGCUGGUAACGCGUCUCGCCACUGUAGCAGAUGCAGAUAUGGCUAGAAUUCAAGCGGCACGACCGGACGGGGAAGAAGCUUAUGGGGGAAUUGAAGACGAAGCGUCAGACUCAUAGUUAGACGUACCUCUACUUCCUUCGGAAGUUUCAUUUCGUAAGAAGUUUGAGUUGCAAAGACAUUGAUUGUACUCCAGAGAUUGUGUUGAUAUAGUACUGAUGGUCUGAUUGUCCUUUUGGUUAUCUGUGCAGGUUCAUUCUACUUGUUUUAGAAAUGAGUUGGUUCCUCAACUUUUCUUUCCUGUUAUUCCACCAUCAUUAUGAUAUUUACUUGUCGAGAAAAUAGCUGGGUUCUUCAUGUUGCAGAGUCGUAAAAUCUUCUAGAAUUGUUAUAGUACAUAAGACAUGCCGAUGGCCACCCUGUAACUUACGACAUCAUGGUGACAUAAUUUUGAUUAUGAGAAUAGUCAAAGUACUACUGCGUGAGAGCAUGAGUACAUAGUACAACAUUCUACACAUUAGUUGCCGGUCGACCCCAGUCAGAGUAAUUUUGACUGAAGGAAGCUGACACGGUGAUCUUCGAAUGUCAACGAUGUUUUUCUUGUCGACCACGUUGUACCUUAUGUCGUGGCCAAGUAUGAGUGGUGUUUUGCGACACAGCAUGGACAAACUGGGAAAGAUAGUGCAGACUUGUGUGAGCAUAUGCAUGUUCCGUCGUGCAAUAUUAAUUGCCUGCAUAUAAGCAUUGAUUGAGUUGUGCAUCAUGUUUUCGACGAGGCAAAGGCCCGUGCUUUCCUCAGCAAAGAAUAAAGUUCCUUUUUUUUACCAAAAUUUUAU
Messenger RNA from Amoebophrya sp. A25, 6151 nucleotides. NCBI's taxonomy places the organism in Eukaryota, Dinophyceae, Syndiniales, Amoebophryaceae. The record is from the annotation of a GenBank genome assembly.